AUGAAAAUGAACGAUGAUUUUACUAAAUUUGCAUAUUUGUUAAAAUUUUGCAUUAAAUUAUACCUUUUGCAGCCACGUACGUCACCUGUUCUGUUACUUGAUUCAACGAUCGCUCCGAAUAUCGAAACGCAGGCAAAGUCGGGUGUUGUCUCAGCAUUAGCGCAACAAUUUGAAAUGAAUGCCAAUAAGCAAUCGAUGGAUCAAUCCAUUUCUCAUCCAAUUAGUGGCAAUAAAUGGAGUCCAAAGGGUGGUCCAAAGCCGAAAGAAUUACCACAAUUGUUGCCGACAGUUGAAUUUAAAACAACACCAGCUGGUGGGAAAUACAAAAAGAUUGAUUAUGAAGUUAUUGAUGAUAAUAAAUUACCAAAAAGUGAGCAACAAGAUAGUUCAUCCUUGCAGUACAGCUUUGAAAAAAAAGAAGAAGAAAAUUUCAUAGAUAGGUCGUCAUCCGAACCAAAAUUCAUUUCACCUGAGCAACAAAAGGAACAGAUUACCCUUUACGAGUAUGAUUCACAAAAAAUCAGCCGUCGAACAGAUGAAAUACCAAGUGCGCCUCUGUUGUACGAACAAAAACCUGAAGCGCCUUCGUUGUACGGACAAAAGCCUGAAUCGCCUUCGUUGUAUGAACAAAAAUCUGAAAAACUUCAGCAAGACCUGAUGCCACAUCGACGUGACUGGACCGAAGAGAGGAAAACAGAAGAGCGGUCAUCCACUCCUAAAGGUGCUUGGCAAUAUGAUAUGAAGCAUUUUCCACCUUUCACUACAACACCUUCAGCACAAACAACAACUUUCGGGUUAUGGACUAGUACGGAAUCGCGAGAUCAUGAUGUUACAAGUCAUGAUGAGAAACCAAAAUCAAAAACAGAUACCGUUGGUUCCACUCCAUCUUCUACAAUUCUGGUAAAACAAGAUCAGGAAGGACGAAUGUUAGCUACUGAAACAUGGGAUACGAAACGUCAAGGUGCAUCGUAUUCUACUGCUUCGACAUUGGAAAAAACACGUGAACUUGAUGAAGAAGUUUCUCAAAAAGAUGUCCGCCAACAUUCACCAAUAUGGGCAAUAAUAAAAUCGACUCGCCAUGAUGACAGUAAAGAGGGAGAAGUUUGUUUCUAA
Molecule: messenger RNA, 1113 nt
Organism: Cercopithifilaria johnstoni
Lineage: Eukaryota; Metazoa; Nematoda; Chromadorea; Rhabditida; Onchocercidae
Source: the annotation of a GenBank genome assembly